Chanos chanos (milkfish) is the source of this 6339-nucleotide messenger RNA. It is a transcript of the gene tmem131, whose product is annotated as transmembrane protein 131. The record is from RefSeq and is a predicted model, not a curated record. The transcript is spliced from 41 exons. The coding region runs from base 1 to 5403 and encodes 1800 amino acids. NCBI's taxonomy places the organism in Eukaryota, Metazoa, Chordata, Actinopteri, Gonorynchiformes, Chanidae. Gene Ontology annotation, cellular component: membrane.
AUGGCGAGCAAGUACAGAUCACAGAGUUUCCAACAUCUAACAAGAACAAAAUCAACAUGCAUUGGAUUACUGCGGGUUUUAUUUAUUGCAAUUAUUCAUAUGGCACAAGCGAACAAACAAGCUUUCAUCCAGUCAGACACCAUCCUUGAAGUCUUACACUUUGGGGAAGGAAGUCUCUUGCAGACAGAGUCUGAUAUUGACCUUAGCUCAUAUCAUCAAAAAAGUGCAUCCCCACAGAGAGGGAACAGUAGACCCAUACGCUUUGAGCCUCCAAUGCUGGAUUUUCAUGAACAGCCAGUUGGGAUGCCAAAAAUGGAAAAAGUUUACUUACACAAUCCCAGUACAGAAGAAAUUAGUUUAAUUUCAAUAUCAGCAACUACAGCACAUUUUCAUGCAUCAUUUUUUCAGAAUAGGAUAAUUCCACCAGGAGGGAACACCUCUUUUGAUGUGGUGUUUCUAGCGCGAGUAGUAGGCAAUGUAGAAAAUACUUUAUUUAUUAAUACAUCACACCACGGAGUGUUUACAUACCAGGUAUUUGGUGUGGGCAUCCCAAACCCCUACAGACUACGGCCCUUCAUUGGGGCAAGAGUUCCAGUCAACAGUAGUUUUUCUCCACUCAUAAAUAUUCACAAUCCUCACAGUGAACCACUGCAGGUUGUGGAGAUGUACUCCAGUGGAGGAGACCUGCACUUAGAACUGCCCACUGGACAACAGGGAGGAACCAAAAAAUUAUGGGAGAUCCCUCCAUUCGAGACAAAGGGGGUGAUGAGGGCCAGCUUCUCCUCGCGAGACGCAGACAACCACACAGCCUUCAUCAGGAUCAAAACCAAUGCCUCCAACGAGGACGAGUUCAUCAUCCUCCCAGUGGAGGUGGAGGUCACAUCAGCACCUGGUAUAUAUUCCUCCACGGAGAUGCUGGACUUUGGUACGCUUCGAUCUCAAGAUCAGCCAAAACAGCUGAACUUACAUCUUCUAAAUUCAGGAACAAAAGAUGUUUCAAUCAUGAGUGUAAGACCAACACCGUCAAAUGAAGCCAUAACAGUGGGCUUCAAACAGAUCACGUUAAAGGCAGGAGAGAGUCGCUAUACCAAAGUGGCUAGUAUUCGUUUUGAUGCUUCGAAAGCACGAAGACCAUAUCAGUUUUCUGGAAAAAUAACAGUAAAAGCGAAAGAGAAAAGUUAUUCAAAACUUGAAAUCCCUUACCAAGCCGAAGUUUUAGAGGGGUAUCUGGGCUUCGACCACACAGCCACUCUGUUCCAUAUCAGAGACAGUCCAGUGGAUCCAGUGGACAGGCCCAUUUUCCUCACCAACACGUUUAGCUUUUCAAUCCAUGUUCACAACGUCUCCCUGGCAGACGACGCCAAAACCAUGUUUACGGUGCAUAAUUUCAGCGCGCCCAUCCUGAUCCCUCCACACGAAUCUCGUUACAUGUUUUCCCUGCUCUUCCGCCCAGUGCGGCCCUCCAUCCACAUCGACAGUAACAUCCUCCUCGUAACCAACGCCUCCAAAUUCCACCUUCCUGUCCGAGCAUACACCGGCUUCCUCGAGCCGAUGGUUUUACCGCCCAGUCCGAAGGAGCACACGCUGGACUUUGGGGUUCUCAGUGCCACAGACUCCAGCAGUCUGGUGUUUGUACUGGUUAACAGCAACCCCAUAGAGCUGGAGAUAAAGUCGUGGUUGGUGACAGGAGACAGUCUGAGUAUGGAACAUCUGAGAACAGAACAGGGGAACAAGACAUCAGCACUGGAACGCAUGGCAGAUUUACACAACGCCUCAUCUGUCCAUUAUAAAAGUGUCAUCUUAGCUUCAGGCUACUACGCAGCUUUCAGGGUCACGCUGGUGGCUAAGUCUUUGGAGGGUGUUUACGACGGCGCAGUCCACAUCACCACAGACUAUGAGAUCCUCACCAUCCCAGCGAAAGCUCUGGUAGCAGUGGGAGCUUUAAGCAGCUUACCCAAACACAUUAUCCUACCCCCGUCUUUUCCGGGAAAAGUGGUUCACCAGGGCUUGAACAUUCACAGUUCGUUCUCUCAGAGAGUGCGGCUGCAGCAGAUCCGUUCACUCACCGAAGACGUGCGGUUCUACUACAGACGCCUCCGCAAUUACAAAGACGAAUUGGAGCCCAGACGCAAGACCAAGAUAGCAAAUAUUUAUUUUGAUGCCAGUUUGCAGUGUGGCGACCAUUGUUAUGUGGGGCUGCCGUUUGUGCUGAAAUCCGAGGCACGACCCCAUGGCCUGGCCAUGCAGGAAGACAUUUGGGACGCAGACGUCGACCUGCACCAAAAACUCCUCAAAAGAUGGCGCGAGCUCAAAGAGCGCUCGGGUCUCCACCUCGAAGCGUACUUUGAAGUCAACACCGACCUCCAGAAGAACGUUCAGGCCAAGGUCUCCGCUCAGCUCUCGUGGCCGUCGCUAGUCAACUCCUCACAGCAGAUCUUGUUCCCUCUCACCAACACCAACAGCACCUCUGAGGAGGAGGUGGUAUUGGAAAAUCCUGCUGAUGUGCCUGUGUAUGUUCAGGUCUUGCCACUAGCUUUGUACCCAAACCCCUCAGUGUUCAGUGGGAAACUAGCCGACAGAUUUCCAUUGGGAAAGCUUUCCAACAUCAACAUUGACACAAAAACACUGGAAUUCCAGGUCCACAGGAAUCUAUCUACACUCUCAAAAAGCAGCACAGGUUUUGUGGAAGGAUCGACUCGGCCGUACGUGUACAAUCUGCUUCUCAUGCCGGGGGAGGUGAAAUCGUUCAGCGUUAGAUUCACUCCCAUCAGCAACCACAGCGUCUCCUCUCUUCUGGUAGUAAGGAAUAACCUGACAGUGGUGGACCUGAUCAUGGUUCAUGGACAGGGGACCAGAGAAAGUCUGAAGGUUGCUGGCAAGGCUCCAGGUCCUGGAAGCUCUCUGAGGUUUAAGAUGACUGAAGCUCUUCUCAAAGACUGUUCAGAGAUUAAAACGAAGGAGCCCAACUUCACGCUGAGGCGAACCUUCAGGCUGGAGAAUACGGGUUUACUGCCCAUCCAUAUCCGUUCUGUGGAGAUCAGUGGAAGCGUUUGCGAGGGAUAUGGCUUCAAAGUCCUUAACUGUCAGGAAUUUGCACUCAAACCAAACGAUUCAAAGGACCUCAUCAUUCUGUUUACGCCAGAUUUCACGUCAUCGCGUGUGAUCCGGGAGCUGAAGCUGGUGACUGCAGGGGGUUCUGAGUUUGUGUUUGUUCUGAAUGCUUCGUUGCCCUAUCACAUGCUGGCGGUGUGCGCUGAGACCCUCCCCCGACCCAACUGGGAGCUGGAGCUCUACAUCAUCGUCUCUCUCAUAAUGAGCUUAAUGUUCCUCCUGGUAAUCGCCACGGCUUACCUGGAAGCCCAGGGCAUCUGGGAGCCCUUCAAGAAACGCCUGUCAAUGGAAUCCAACUCCACCAUGGAGACAGGCAAACCCUUUGAUCUCAGGGAAAUCGUACGAAUUCAAAGCGAUGCUAACUUGAACGAUUACGCUGACGUGCAUCAGAGCUCGACGAGAGGAAUGUACGGGUCGGGCGGUGCCAGCCGGGCCGGGGGCCGCCAGGGAGGCCCGCAUUCGAACUCCAACGGCACCAGCAGGAACUCCGCAGACUCGACAGACGGCAGGUCCAGAACGGGCUCGGGCCGGCCAGCAUCUAUGCAAGGCUCCUCCUCGUCUCAGCUGACGAAAGACGGGCAGGGACAGGGGCCCAACCAGCUGAUCAAUCGCAAGAGCAGGAACUCCAGGCAGCCAGUGUUAAUCCAGUCCGAAGAGCCCAACGGGCCGGUCGCCACGGGACCGGUACCGACCCCGAGAAGCAGCAGCACAGAGGACCAGGACUACAACAGACUCCUGGUCGCCAUGGAUAAAGACCUGGACCGACCCGAAUCACCUCCCAUGUCAAUGUUAACAGAACAGAACUCCCAGCAGUCUUUACAAAACAAAGUGUUGGAAUCAAAAGGGAAACUGAAGAGUAAAACAAAGGCACAGAAAAAGAAAGAGGAGAAGGAGAGGAAAGCAAAGGGAAAGACUCAAGGGGAGGAGCUAAAGGAAACACUGGCCGAUAAUGACGACAGCUCCUCUACUACAACAGAAACCUCCAACCCUGAUACGGAGGCCAAUAUUAAAGAGGAACCAGUGAAAAAGAAGGGUAGAACAACGAAUACAGAGAAAGAGAGAGAGGAAGUCCCUCCCUCACCCACCAAACCUAAAAACAAGAAACAGUCCACCACAAAGAAAGAGAAUCAAGUAGAAAAGUCCAGCUCUCUGGAACUGCCCUAUGUCACACCCCUUGAAAACAAACAACGCAAAACCUUCACUCACAAAUCCCUCAUUCACUCAGGAGUACCAAGCGCCCCCAAAACUAAACCUCUGACCAAGCCUAGAUUGCCUUGUGGGAAACUGGAGGAUGGUCGCCCCUCCCCAUUGACCAAGUUUGUUUCCAACGGCUCCCUGUCAGAGCUGGGCCAUAGCAGCGGCUCUGAGGGAGAAAAAGAGUCCCCCCCACCAGAAUGGGACUUUCCAUUCAACAAAACCAGCAACCAAGCAGACAGUCUCCAGCAGAUCUCCCUACAGACUCUGAAUGCAGACCCCUUCCUGAAGAGACCCAUUUCAGCCAUGUCUCGGACCUGCUCCCCACCCCCCACCUCCUCAAGCAUCAUCCCCCGCGGCUCCUACAGCAGUGUGCUAAACACCAACAGUGAGCCAACCAUAAAGAAGGCUCCAGGGAAUAAGCUGACCAAGUCCACCUCCCUCCCAGGCAAAAAUGGUAACCCCACUUUUGCAGCUGUGGCUGCAGGCUACGACAAAAGUCCAGGUGGCAGUGGGUCAGGUAAACCGGACAACCUGGGGAAGACGACCCUACCUCACAUGACUUCGGUGGAGAGCGACAGUUCAGACAGUUCUGGCUUAUGGAGCCCCAUUGACAACGGCAGCAGUCCAGGCUUCAGCUCCCAUAAUUCUUUCUCUGCGUUUGGACCCAACAACCCACUGAAUCUGUCUAGAGUGUUCAGAGGCAUGACUAAGAGUUCAGAAGAGGGGCAGACCUGGUCUGAAUACACUUCCGUGCCCUCCUCUAUCUGGGAUAAUGAGCCCAACGUGAGCUCCUGGCCCACCAGCACUGGAUCCCCCACAGCUCCCACUGCAUCUAUCCUGGGCACCAACCGUAAUCCCUGGUCACCUACCCUGCCCUUCAGCAACUCCAUCUGGUCUACAGACAGCCUACACUCCUUCAACCCACCCACCUCUUCCGCCCUCCCCGAGCUGGUCAGCCACACUGUCCCGCCCACUCCUGCUCCUACUGAAAUGGGCCACACCUCCUACAACCCCUGGAACCCAUGGACCCCCACCCUGAACCGCUGGAACUCAGACCCUUGGCCCAACAACCCAGACAACAACAACGGCAACUGAUAAGCUGCUCGACCCACGAGAAACGCCCGAAACGCCAUGAUUUUUACGGUUUCUGUUCGUUCUUCUGUUGAUUUGCUCAGCAUAUUAAAGAGAAUUUUCUUCGGCGAAAAAUCCCACUGGGGGGGAAAAAAAAAAGAUGGCAAAAAUGUGAUCUCGGUUAGUCCAAGGCCACAUUUUCCUGAAAGUAAAAAAAAAAAAUCUUCGUUCAAACUAAUGGUUCAAUUGACAAAAUUAUUUUAAUUAUUUGAAGGGUUUUGAUACCCUAAGCCUUAUUUAAAACAGUUUUAACAUCUACAACAAAAAAUGAAAUCCCCAAGUGAAGCUACAAAAAAUGCUGAUGUUAAGGAAUGAUUUUGCCCUUGUAGGGAUGUUUUUUUUUUUUUUCCUUUAUCAUUUUAGAAAUUUCCCAUUUUGAGUCAUUGAGUAUACCUGCAUUUUGAUUUGUGAAUAUGCUACAAGGCCCAGUAUUACUGUAGGGUUAAAGAUGCAGUGUUACUCAAUUAAAAAGAGCACUUUGUGACAGUCCCCAUACAUGGAGAGAAAUAUUUUUUGGUUUAAGAGUUGCGAUCAUUUUAGAAGCACAUUUUUGGCUAGAUCGCUUGUUGAUGCCCAGUGUCUUUUGAGGUUAAUGUCCUUUGAUAAUUGCAAAAAUUGAGACUGUCAUCACCAGGACCAUGAAAGUCUAUACCCUGUUUUUUUCAGUUAAAGCCAAAUUACAACUGAAUUAUGGAUUUAGAGGGUAAUUUUAUGUUUUAAAAUAAAGUUUGCCACAGUAAAAAGGAAAAGCUUUAUUUGCUGAAAUUGGCUUUUAAUUUUUAAGUCAGGGGGAGAUGUGACGACAUUACUUGAAAGAGGUUUGAAGUUUGUUCUGUGCACCGUUUCAUUUCUGUCACCUAGAGAGAGACAGACAUCGGUCACCAGGUUGAAAUAAAACAU